UACGGUAUCAGGCAAGGGCAAAACGUGCAAAAAAAGAUAAAGAUUGUGUAAUGUGCAUGCUUGUGAAGUGGCUUUCUUAAUGCAGAUGCUAAAGCAUCUUAGUUAUUAAAACAGCUGGAUGGUUUUGAAACGCCUAAAAUUAAAUGUUGUUUCUUAGAAUUAAAAGCAGAAAGGAGGCUGUUCAAUUCCAGCUAGCAUCAUUAUUGGUGACGUCAACUGUCCCUAGCCAAUCAAAACAAGCCAGUCUCUUCCUUCCACCCUUUUUUGCUGGCGCUACCCUACCCAGUUGAACGCUUUCGCGUUAGAACACAUGCGUAUCUCUGAGACGCUGAAUAAGUUCGAUUGAAGUACAGGAACUGAAUCCACAAGUUCUUGUUCAUUUUAAACCAUGGAAUCGCCUGACUUACUCUCAGCAGCUCUCGAUGAGUCGGGCAUCAAGCCAGAAAAUGAUCCAGCAGCAUUCAUUGAAAAAGAUUUCAUGAGAAAUAUGCCUAAACAAUCACAGCCAGAUAGUUACAUGCACAUGGCACAGAUGCAGAAUCAUUGGCAUGGCGGAUUUCCAUUUAAUCCUGCAGCCAUGAUGGAUUAUGCAAGAUUUCCUUUCAUGGAUAAAAAUUUUGCAAAUAUGAUGAGACCUGAAAUGUUUGCAAAUGCUGCUAUGGGAAUGGCAUUGCAGCAACAAAUGAUGAAUGGUUUUUCAGGAAUGCCAUAUGGUUUAUCUUCAAAAGAUAUAAAUCCAUAUUAUAUGAAUGGGGAAUCUAUGUUUCGAUCUAUGAUGAUGGGUGCAAUGCCACAGAGAAUUGAAGGUGAAGAACCAGAAGAAGAGGAAGAAGAAUUGGGACGUGCUGAGACAUAUGCUGAUUACAUGCCUUCAAAAUUGAAAAUUGGCAUAAGGCAUCCUGAUCCUGUGGUUGAAACAAGCUCCUUGUCCAGUGUUCAGCCACCUGAUACAUGGUAUAAGCUUAGCAUUCCUGAGGAAGUGAUAGAUAGAGGGCUUCUCUCUGCUUUGCAGUUAGAAGCUAUUACAUAUGCCUGCCAACAACAUGAAACUAUUUUACCUGAUGGCACUAGAGCAGGUUUCUUAAUUGGUGAUGGAGCUGGUGUUGGGAAAGGGCGAACGUUAGCUGGAAUUAUAUAUGAAAAUUAUCUCUUGGGUCGUAAACGAGCCAUUUGGCUCAGUGUUUCUAAUGAUUUGAAGUAUGAUUCAGAAAGAGAUCUAAAAGACAUUGGAGCAUCAAAAAUUGAAGUUCAUUCUUUAAACAAAUUCAAAUAUGCAAAGAUAUCAUCAAAAGCUAAUGGUAGUGUGAAAAAAGGAGUUAUAUUUGCUACUUAUUCUUCAUUGAUUGGAGAAAGUCAGUCUGGAGGUAAAUAUAAGACUCGUCUAAAGCAACUUUUGCACUGGUGUGGUGAUGAUUUUGACGGUUGUAUUGUAUUUGAUGAAUGCCACAAGGCAAAAAAUCUAUGUCCAGCUGGUUCCAGUAAACCUACUAAAACUGGUUUGACUGUUUUAGAAUUGCAGAAUAAGCUUCCUAAAGCACGUGUUGUAUAUGCUAGUGCUACUGGUGCAUCAGAACCCAAAAACAUGGCAUAUAUGACUAGGCUUGGUUUGUGGGGAGAAGGUACACCUUUUAAAGAAUUCAAUGAUUUUAUAUCUGUUGUAGAAAAAAGAGGUGUUGGAGCUAUGGAAUUGGUAGCUAUGGAUAUGAUUAAGGGAUUGUAUAUGGCAAGGCAGUUAAGUUUCGCUGGUGUGACUUUCCGAAUUGAAGAAAUACCACUUUCUAAAGAGUUUAUUGAUAUGUAUAACGAGUCUGUAAAUCUUUGGGUUGAAGCAAGAGCAAAAUUUCAGGAAGCUGCAGAAUUAAUGGAAGGUGAUCCUCGAACAAAAAAAACUAUGUGGUGUCAGUUUUGGGCAUCUCAUCAGAGGUUUUUUAAAUACUUAUGUAUUGCAUCUAAAGUAAAGCAUGUUGUACAGUUGGCAAGAGAAGCUGUCAAAAAUGGGAAAUGUGUUGUAAUUGGAUUACAAUCAACUGGUGAAGCACGAACUUUAGAACAACUCGAGGAAGCAGGGGGAGAAUUGACUGAUUUUGUUUCGACAGCUAAGGGAGUAUUUCAGUCUUUGGUUGAAAAACAGUUCCCAGCUCCUGAUCAUAAAAAAACCAUGCGUCUUUUAGGACUUGAUUUGCAACAAAGUCGUUCAGCUUCACCAACGCCUACUACAUCUGGAGGAGGUAAAAGGAAGCCUUUGAGACGUGCAAGGCAAGGUGUGAAACGUUACAAAGAAUAUAAACUUUCAGAUGAAAGUAGCUCCGAAGAAUACAUUCCUAGUGGGGGAAGUGAUUUUGAGCCUUCAGGCAAUGAUUCGCCUGGAAUUGAAAGUGAUGAUGACUUUAAUGCUGGUUCUCAGACUGAUUCUGAAAGAGAAAGUGAUUUUAAUCCAUUUGAUGAUGAGUCUGACAGUAAUGGGCCAUGGGCAUAUAGGAAAAAAAGCAAGAAAGAUAAAGGCAAAAAACGGAAGAACAAAGGAGGUCAUGGAUCAAAAAAGCAUAAGCAGCCAGCAAAACCACUUCCUCCAGUUGAUGCAGUUGAGAAGGCAUCAGCUAUGAAAGCUUCUUUAUUAGAAAAGAUCGAAAAACUUGGGGAAAUUUUACCACCAAAUACUCUUGAUCAACUCAUUGAUGAUUUAGGAGGUCCUGAAAAUGUUGCCGAGAUGACAGGUAGGAAAGGUCGUGUUGUUAGCAAUGAUGGAACUAUACAAUACGAAUCUAGGUCAGAAGUGGAUGCUCCAUUAGAAACAUUAAAUAUGGUUGAAAAACAAAGAUUUAUGGAUGGGGAAAAGCACAUUGCUAUAAUUUCAGAAGCUGCAAGCUCUGGUAUAUCUUUGCAAUCUGAUAGAAGAGUAAAAAAUCAAGCUCGAAGAGUUCACAUGACUUUAGAAUUGCCAUGGAGUGCUGAUAAAGCUAUUCAGCAGUUUGGUAGAACACAUCGAUCUAAUCAAGUAAAUGCUCCUGAAUAUUUAUUUCUCAUUUCUGACUUAGCUGGUGAGAGAAGAUUUGCAUCGAUUGUUGCAAAAAGACUUGAAAGUUUAGGAGCUCUCACUCAUGGUGAUAGAAGAGCAACUGAGAGUAGAGACUUAAGCCAAUUUAAUAUUGAUACUAAGUAUGGAAGAACUGCAUUAGAGACAGCAAUGAGAGCAGUAAUGGAAUAUGAGCAUCCACUUGUACCACCACCUUCUGAUUACAAAGGAAAUUUCUUUUAUGAUGUAAGAAAGGCUCUUGUAGGUGUUGCAAUGAUAACAGAAGAUCCUGCAAGUGGUUACCAUCUUCUUGAGAAGGACUACAAUAAUAUGAGUAAGUUCAUGAACAGGAUUCUUGGUCUUCCUGUUGAAUUACAAAACAGCCUUUUCAAAUAUUUUACAGAUACUUUAGAUGCUGUUAUAGCACAAGCUAAAAAGGCUGGUCGUUAUGAUUUGGGCAUACUCGAUUUAGGCACUGGAGGUGAUUUGGUAAAACGGAUAAAAUGUGAUUCAUUUCUUCAAAAACAUGCAACAGGUGCAGCUAAAACAGAAUUGCAUACUGUUUUAGUAGAAAGAGGUCUUAGUUGGGAAGGUGCUUUAGAAAAAUUUGCUGAAUGUACAGAUAAAGAUGAAGGGUUCUAUCUCUCAUCACAGGCUAGAAAUAGUAGGAAAACUGCUAUUUUAGCUGUGGCUGACACUGGUAGAGUAAAAGGGAGCAAAGGAAAGUUGUUUAGAGUGUAUCGACCAAAUACUGGCCUCCAAGCCAAACAAGAAACUUUAGAUGAAUUAAAAUCAAAAUAUCACAAAUCUGACAAAAAGGAAGUGGAAGAACACUGGAAAGAGAAUUAUGAUGCAUCUGCCAAGCUGUGUAGUCAUAUGUACUGGUAUGGACAGUGCAGAAGAAAGACAAUGGGUGUACUAUGUGAAGUGGGCUUGCGCCAAAGACAGUACUAUGUUCUUAGUGGAUCUGUUUUGUCUGUGUGGACUAAAAUUGAGAGUAUCAUGUCUGCACAUCAUGGUUCUCACAAUGCAAAGCUUCAAGUAGUUCGGCUUAAAAUAGAUGAAGCAUCAAGAAUUGUUGGGUGUCUUAUUCCAAGCAAUGUUGUGGACGUUUUAAAGAAAGUUUUGGCAGAGGAUGCUUCUAAUGUGGAGGAGGAAGAAUUCUAAUAUUUUGUCUCUCACUGUACUGAAUUGUCUAUUGUGAUAUAAGUGAGAUAUACAGUGUUAGAUGUAACAUAUUGUCAAAUGAGUGGUAUAUUUAAAAAAGGGCACCCAAUUUGUUGCUGCACUGGUCAUCAUAGGAAAAGUAACGCUGACAUUUGUUUUACAAACCAUCUACUAUGUAUAUUAUAACUUUGUGUAGACUAUUUGUGUGUUUUUCAAAAAAUGCUAAACAUUUUCUAUUGUGCAAAGUUUCCAUAGAAUUCCUUGCCAAAUCUGGUAAAAAAAAAAAUCAUCGUAAUUCCUGUUUAUUCCAUUUAAAUUUAUUUACUUGUUAAAAAUAUCUUUCCAGUUGCUUCAGUUAGCAUGCCAAAACAUUAAUGUUUAUCCUGUUCCUACAAAUGUUUUAAAAUUUUAUCUGUAUAAUUUGUUGCAUCCAUGCACACUGUAUUUAAUUCUUUUUCAUUUUUCACACAUUGAGUUUGCAUCAUUAUUAAGCAUUUUAUUGCAGUUAUGACUUGAAACACUUACAUAUUUCAGAAAUGGGGUUUUUUAAAUUUUAUAAUCAAUUUUAUCAUUUCAUAUAUAAAUGGAAACAUGCAGAUGUGCUAUAUUGCUUUAAUUUUUUGUUUCCUCUUAUAACUUUUUCUGGCAAAUUUGCGUGCUCUUGCAUACAUGAAGUCCAAAAAAUUGUAGUUAAAAAUAACUAGUUAUAUUUUUUAUGUGCAUGGAUGGACUGUAAUUUGUGUAUAUAAUACCAGCUGAAAGUGAAGAUUUUUUUAUAGUAAUUUGUAUUCUAUUUAUUUAUUUUUGUGAAAUUUCAUGUUUGCAAAACAUCCAUGUAAAUAAAAAAUGUAAAAAUUUUCAGCUUUAAUUAAUUUAUGUAAAUAAUUAUUUAAAAUUAUAAAUUUAGGUAUGACAAUGUAUGCCUGAACCAUCAAAAUAUAACAAAAUAAAAAUUUAUGAAGUAUCUGAAGUGUAGAAAAAGUUAAAAUAUUGUUUUUAACUGAUGCUGGAAAUGAUUAAAUUAAAAAAUGAUCCUUAAUUGAUCAUUAAUAAUUUACCCCCCCCCCCCCAAUUUGAAAUUCUCAAAAUUACACGUGCACAUGCUUUUCACAAAAGCUUUUUUGCAGUUUUUAUGAACUGAUCAUGAAGAUGUUUUUUUACCGAACUUUUCUUGUGAAGUCGGUCUUUUUAUUUGGUCAUGAUUAGAAAAUCCUAUUUUACUGUAGUGGGGCACAUCAUUGUGACCCAUUGUCCAUUCUAAUAUUCAUCAUGUGAAUUGCAUUUAUCUUGAGAUCUGUGAAAAAGGUUUUAAAAUAUGGUGUCAUUAAAACAUCUACAGAAAGGAAAAGAGCGAGAAAGUUUAUUAUACUUAAUAUUUCCAUUAUAUAAACAACUUUAUUCCACACUUGAAGAAAAUUUGUUAGUCUUCCAUAUAAUGUAAAAAUCAGUUUUUUAAUUAAAAAUUAGUUUGAGUAUAUUUUGGUAAUUAACAGGAAAAUUAAUUUAGAAUAUGUUAAAUGUUGUAUUCAAUAAAUAUUGAAAUAUAGUUUUAAAUAUGUUUUUCAAUGUGAAGAAGGUUUUAAAUAUUCUUAUUUUCCCUUUAAAAUUCUCGCCAGAAAAAACCCCUUUUGAAUGAGGAAUUUAAUGUGCAGUUUUGUACUUUUAAUAUGCAGAAGCUAUAAUGAAAUAGGCUUUUCUGUUAUGUAUGAUAGAGAAAUUAUUAUGCUAGGAAAAGUACUGUAAAUUAUGUACAAAUAUCAUAAUAUAAGCUGCUCGCAAAUAUUUUGCAUAAAAUGGCUUGUUACUGAAAAUUUAAAAGUCCAAUUAAUUAAAGAGAUUUAGAAGAAAAAAUAUCUGAUCAUUUAUCACACGUAUGCAAAAUAUCUUAAAAUAUUAAUUAUCCGGAAAAAAAAAAGAAAUAGAAUUUUCUGCUGUGUAUUGGGACACCAUUAAAUCUGUUAAACAAUAUUCACUGAAAAUUACUUCUUUGUUUGAGUUAUAAAGAACUUGGCAUACGGUUUUUUUGUAAACUAGGGAAAGAAAAUUUAACUUGGAUCUUAAAGUUGUCAACAUCUUCCCCUCGGUAAGGAAGUAUGUAUUAAAGUAAUUAUAAGUUAUUUCUUGAAAUUGUUAUGUUUGCUCUUCAGUUUUGGCCUUGAAAUUAUAUUUUUAUCCAUACAGCAGUUAAGUUUCCCACAACUUCAUAAUCAUUUAUGCGUAUUACCAUUCAUCUGAAUAUUUUUCAACAGUCUGGUGAUUAUUUAUUGCUGUAUAGAUAUAAGAUAUUAAACUUUUGUAUUUGUAAAUUAUAUCCAUUGCCUUUACAUUUAAAAACUCAUACUGUAAAAUUAUUAUGCGAUCAUUUCUAUUGUUAUUUCCUUUAUUGUUUUUGGUUAGAUAUUUUACUUGGCCAUCUCUUAGUAUUGCUUAAUUAAGUGGGCAGUGGAACUUUAUAGUGUAUUUUUUCACAAAAUUUACUUAUCAUUGUAAAUAUCUUCAAUGAGAUUGUACAUUAUCAGUUGUAAGUUUUGCAUAAAAACAUUGUUUAUGGCUGUUCUUUUUUAUUUAUUAAAAUCAAGAGUGUAAUUUUAUUUGUAUGUCAUAUAAUUUGGUUUAGAUAAUUUUGAACAUUUUUUAAAAACAAACUUAAUGAAUGUGUACAUUUUUUUAUUUAAAUUGGUGAACAAUAACACUGAAAUUUGGCAAUUAUAUAUAGCAUUUACAAUAGGGUAAUGAUACUUUUAAGUUAAACUCCACUAUUACAUUUUAUUGCUAAUCUGUAAGAGAACAUAUAUUAUAUUGAAUUUUGUUUUUAUAAUUAAAAUUUUCGCUGUGGUUAAACAUGUUCCAUUUUUUAAACAAUUGAGAAUGUUUUAGGAUUAUGAAAUAUGUUUUUAUAAAAAUUGUCAUUUUUGUUUUUGUGCUUUUAAAUACAAUGGUUGAUUGAAAUAUGAA
Molecule: messenger RNA, 7135 nt
Organism: Stegodyphus dumicola
Lineage: Eukaryota; Metazoa; Arthropoda; Arachnida; Araneae; Eresidae
Product: protein strawberry notch homolog 1 pseudogene
Source: RefSeq, a predicted model, not a curated record